Molecule: messenger RNA, 4690 nt
Organism: Trichechus manatus latirostris (Florida manatee)
Lineage: Eukaryota; Metazoa; Chordata; Mammalia; Sirenia; Trichechidae
Gene: KLF5
Product: KLF transcription factor 5
Exons: 4
Coding region: 745-1845 (366 amino acids)
Biological process (GO): regulation of transcription by RNA polymerase II
Molecular function (GO): RNA polymerase II cis-regulatory region sequence-specific DNA binding; DNA-binding transcription factor activity, RNA polymerase II-specific
Source: RefSeq, a predicted model, not a curated record
GUUGAGGUGUUGAAGAGGUUCUUCGGGGUGCUAGUUUGAAACCCCUUUGCUCGACCUGCUUCAGACGCAAUUGUGAGGCUGCCUGUUUGGGAAACGCGAGUUAGGAAAGCCAAGAUUGUAUUGGAGAAGGUCUUAUUUUUCCUUAAAAAGAAGGAAAAAAGCAAAAACUGUGGGUGUUGUUGUCUUGGUGUACGCGUAAAUUUCCUCCCAGAGCGGCGUUGAAAGCUGGCAGUUGGCUUUACACUUGCCCGGCAGCCGAAUUAGAGCAACCGCCUGUUUUUUUCGCCCACGCAGGGAGUCAUAUAGCCCAGAAAAAACUUCCCGGGACUUUUAGCCUGUCCCAAGGAAAAAAAAAUUGGAAACAUACCCACAUGCAAACAGCUGGAAGAGCUAAAAUCAGAAACCACUAACCGCCACGGGAGCGCAGUGCACGAAAGGGUUUAAGUUCGGUUUAUUUCAAGACACUUCAUUUAAUAUAGCCCCUGGUAUACUGUGUAUUUGCUACCCGGCUCCUACUGCGGGGGGUUUGCCUGCCAGUGUCGCGGUGCUGCGAGGGGGCACUGGCAUUUGUCAGAGAUGUGAUUCACAUGACUGGAGCAUUGAUUUUAUUUUUAAAUCGUGUCUGUCCGGGAAACCCCAGUAUCAUCCACACCGAAGAAUCCGAGGUUCGAGAUGAAACGCUUUUGAAAUUUAGUGGCAGAAAGUACAUGACUGUCUUAUUCACCGAUUAAGACAAGAUGUGAAAUGGAGAAGUAUCUGACACCUCAGCUUCCUCCAGUUCCUAUAAUUCCAGAGCAUAAAAAGUAUAGACGAGACAGUGCCUCAGUUGUAGACCAGUUCUUCACUGACAGUGAAGGGUUACCUUACAGUAUCAACAUGAACGUCUUUCUCCCUGACAUCACUCACCUGAGAACUGGCCUCUACAAAUCCCAGAGACCGUGUGUAACACACAUCAAGACAGAACCUGUUACCAUUUUCAGCCACCAGAGCGAAACGACUGCCCCUCCUCCGGCCCCGACCCAGGCCCUCCCCGAGUUCACCAGUAUAUUCAGCUCACACCAGACCGCAGCUCCAGAGGUGAACAAUAUUUUCAUCAAACAAGAACUUCCUACACCAGAUCUUCAUCUUUCUGUCCCUUCCCAGCAGGGCCACUUGUACCAGCUACUGAACACACCGGAUUUAGAUAUGCCCAGUUCUACAAACCAGACAGCAGUAAUAGACUCUCUUAAUGUCUCUAUGUCAGCCGCCAUGGCCGGCCUUAAUACGCUCACCUCUGCUGUUCCGCAGACUGCAGUGAAACAAUUCCAGGGCAUGCCCCCUUGCACAUACACAAUGCCAAGUCAGUUUCUUCCACAACAGGCCACUUACUUUCCUCCGUCACCACCAAGCUCAGAGCCUGGAAGUCCAGAUAGACAAGCAGAGAUGCUCCAGAAUUUAACCCCACCUCCAUCCUAUGCUGCUACAAUCGCUUCUAAACUGGCAAUCCACAAUCCAAAUUUACCUGCCACCUUGCCAGUUAAUUCACAAAACAUCCAACCUGUCAGAUACAAUAGAAGGAGUAAUCCCGAUUUGGAGAAAAGACGCAUCCACUUCUGUGAUUACCCUGGCUGCACAAAAGUUUAUACAAAGUCUUCUCAUUUAAAAGCUCACCUGAGGACUCAUACUGGUGAAAAGCCGUACAAGUGCACCUGGGAUGGCUGUGACUGGAGGUUCGCGCGGUCGGAUGAGCUGACCCGCCACUACCGGAAGCACACGGGCGCCAAACCGUUCCAGUGCGCCGUGUGCAACCGCAGCUUCUCGCGCUCCGACCACCUGGCCCUGCACAUGAAGAGGCACCAGAACUGAGACCCACUGCCCGCCGGCGGUCCGUGCCUAUGCAAUUCAUACCGAGGUUCUGCAGUUAACCUGGCAAAAUUUUAACUACAAGCUUAACUAUAUAUAUAUAAAAAAAGAAAAAACAAACUGGAAAUGUAUAUUUUGUAUAUUUGAGAAAACAGGGAAUACAUUGUAUGAAUACCAAAGUGUUUGGUCAUUUUAAGAAUCUGGAAUGCUUGCUGUAAUGUGUAUGGCUUUACUCAAGCAGAUUUCAUCUCAUGACAGGCAGCCACAUCUCAACAUGAGUAGGGGGGUGAGGGGUAGGGACAGGAGGGAUGUGUUUGCAGUGUUUUUACCUAAGCACCAUCAUUUAAUGUGACAGUGUUUAGUAAACAAAUCAGUUGGCAGGCACGGGAAGGAGGAGGAAGUUUAUGUCAAGAUUUUACUUGACAUGGGGUACUUUUUUCAAUAUUAAGUAAUUCCUUGGAGGUGCCCAGUGUAUGUGGCAAUUCACAAAUAGCCAUUGAACAAAUGUGUUUCUUUUUUUUAAAUAUGAGUUGCAUAUUUUGCUAUUCGAAAUUUUGUAAAUAUACAGAUCAGCUUUAUAGGUUUAUUACAAGUUUUCUAGGAUUCUUUUGGGGAAAAAUCAUAAGUAAUUUAUUUGAAAAUAAGCAUGAAUACAUUCACAGUUAGAAUUUGUGGUUAAGAUACCUCUCAAAAAUGUUACCAAAUUCAUUUCUUUAGGGGAGAAGAAAUAAUCAUUCAAAUGAACUUAAUAAAUUUCAUUCAGUGAUUAAAAUAGGAUUGUUUGUUUUAAAUAUGGAAAGACAUUUUGUAUGAAUUGUGAACUCCAGCUUAAGAAAGAUAGUUACAAUAUACAAAAGGUAAACCUCUUACAAUAAGCUAAACAGUAUCAUUGUUAAAAAGAAGGACUUAUGAUGUGGUUUUUCACACGGCAAUGUUGAAUUUAUGAUGCAGUUUUCAUAUACCAGAAUGUUUGCUCGUGUAGUACUGUUGGUUAAAUGCCAGUUUAUGUGGAUUUUGCAUGUAAUAUACAGUGAGACACAGUAAUUUUACCUAAAUUACAGUGUAGUUUAGUUAAUCUGUUAAUACUGACUCAAUGUCUGCCUUUAAAUAUAAAUGACAUGUUGAAAACUUAAGGAAGCAAGUGCUACAUAUAUGCAAUAUAAAAUAGUCAUGUGAUGCUGAUGCUGUUAACCAAAGGGCAGAAUAAAUAAGCAAAAUGCCAAAAGGGGUCUUAAUUGAAAAUGAAAAUUUAAUUUUGUUUUUAAAAUAUUGUUUAUCUUUAUUUAUUUUGUGGUAAUAUAGUAAGUUUUUUUAGAAAGCAAUUUUCAUAACUUGAUAAAUUAUAGUUUUGUUUGUUAGAAAAGUUGCUCUUAAAACAUGUAAAUAGUUGACAAACGGUGUAAAUAAUUUUGUAAGAGGCUUCAAAUGUUUAUACGUGGAAACACAUACAUAAAAAGCAUAAAUCGGUUGCUGUUUUGCUUCUUUUUCCCUCUUAUUUUUGUAUUGUGGUCAUUUCCUAUGCAAAUAAUGGAGCAAACAGCUGUAUAGUUGUAGAAUUUUUUGAGAGAAUGAGAUGUUUAUAUAUUAACGACAAUUUUUUUUUUGGAAAAUAAAAAGUGCCUAAAAUACUCCAUGUUGUGACUUCCUUCUUCACCUGCAAUAGCAAGAACAAUUAACUAGCAAAUGCCAUUCCCAAAGCUAAUUAUGUAAAAAUAUUUAUCAGGCCAGUUAAUAAAAAACCAAUUACCAGGCAUUUUCCAUGAAUUACAUUGAACCAACACCUAUGUUUGUAAGAUAGGGAUUUAUUUAAAAUACAUAGUUAACCUUUUAAUUAGAAGUAUAAAGGGAGGCAUGAUUCAUGAAUACUUUUGUUUCUAGUCACUAUAGAUACUGCAGUAACCUGAUUAAGAUCCUUAGUGGAAAAUAAUACGGUAUAGUAAUUUGCUAGCUUGGAGAUUUUAUCAGAGGCAAACAAAAAUGGGAUCUUUAAUACUUCUACUUUUUUAAAGAGUGAACAUUAAAAGUUAAUUUUUUUUUUUAACCCAAUAGCAGCAAGCACACCUAGGAUCUAGAUCUUGGUUUCUAAUACCAUUCUUCAAUAAAAAAAAGAAAGCAAGGCUCCUUGGGAAAAUGGCAGAUUUUAGGACUGGAGCAGGAAGUAUACAAGGUGAGCCUAGAACACCUUGUAGUGCCAGAACGUAAAGAAGGGCUGAAACUCCUUCACAUAUUCACAAGUUCAUAUUAAUAUAAAUAAUUGAAUACAUGGAAUGGGUGAAAAGCCUGUGCGGGAGAGUUCCAAAUAAUUGUAGAUAGUCCACUCUUAAGGAAGUGGAGCAUAACUCCUCAAGUAUAGGCUGUGUAUAGUGACUUCAGAAGAGUACAGUGGAAAGGAGAUAGAGUAACUUCACAGUGGAGAAUCCUGACAAAAUACUACCUCGGCCAGGUGAUCAAGGUUCAUGGCAACAGCGAUAAGUCAUGUUGAUAGCAUGUACCAUUGAUAUGAUGAGAAUAGUACUUCACCUCUGAUACUUUCCCCACAAACACACAACGCCAGUCUAGUCAUGAGAAAUACCAGCAAAUCUCAAUUGAGGGACAUUCUACGAAAUAUUGUCAAGGUCAUCAAAAUCAAGGGAAGUCUGAGAAACUGAGACAGCCAAGAGGAGCCUGAGGAGACUUGAUGACUAAGUGUAAUGUGUUAUCCUAGAUAGGAUCCUGAGCAGAAGAAGGCAUGAGGGGAAAGGUGAGGAAAUACGAACAAAGUCUGAAUUUUAGUCAAUAAUGUGUUAAUACUGGUUCAUUAACUGUGACAAGAGGAGACCUUGUGCCACGAGGGUUUAAUGCUGUACUG